Molecule: messenger RNA, 929 nt
Organism: Physella acuta
Lineage: Eukaryota; Metazoa; Mollusca; Gastropoda; Physidae
Product: cytochrome b5
Cellular component (GO): intracellular membrane-bounded organelle; membrane
Molecular function (GO): heme binding
Source: RefSeq, a predicted model, not a curated record
CUUCCCAUGAUGCAGCGUCAUUCUCUCUAUACUGAGCCUAGCCUAUCAUUGAUUGGAUUGACAUAGCAUGAUAGCAGUCGUUGCGUACAAUAGUCUAGAUCUGUUGCCGGUAGUUUAAAUUAGUUUGUGAAAUAAAUCAAAAUAUGGCUGGUGAAAAAAAAGUAUUCAGAUUAUCGGAUGUUAAAACACAUAACGAUGCAAAAUCUACAUAUCUUAUUGUACACAACAAAGUUUAUGAUGUUACAAAAUUUUUGGAAGAGCAUCCAGGUGGAGAAGAGGUUUUAUUAGAGCAAGCAGGUGGUGAUGCCACAGAAGCCUUUGAGGAUGUUGGGCAUUCUACAGAUGCUAGAGAUCUAAUGAAUGAUUAUUUUGUUGGUGAUCUACAUCCGGAUGACAGAUCAAAAAAGACAUAUGCUACAAACACAGGACCAACAGGGACAGAUUCCACAUCUAACAGCUCCUCAUGGACUGGAUGGCUUUUGCCCAUAGGUGUUGCCGUAGCAGCAGCUUUUGCCUAUAAGUACAUUGUAUCUUCCUCAGCUUAGAGAACAGUAGCCUGUUUGUGAUUUUUUUUUUUUCUCUGUUGGUUGUUGCUCUGUACAUGAAUUUUGUUGUAGUCAAAAUGAAUUAUACAAAAACAAAAGAAUGUUACUGUAUACUGAGGUCUUAUUUUCAUUAAAAUUUUUAAAACUAUCUUAAACAGGAGAUGUAAGUAAGAGGAGCAGAUGGACAUGUAUAAUAUUUAUGCAUUGAACUGUUUUUGGUACUAAAAUGACCAAUGAGAAUUUUUUAUUUUUCAAGAAAAGUUUUCACCUGACAUUCUAUCCCAUGAACUAUUGUUUCCUUAGGUGAAUUGUGUACCACUGUUCUGAGUUUUUACUUGAGAAAAAUAACUUUUUGUAAGCUAUUAAAAACAUGUGAUACAGAAA